Molecule: messenger RNA, 786 nt
Organism: Miscanthus lutarioriparius
Lineage: Eukaryota; Viridiplantae; Streptophyta; Magnoliopsida; Poales; Poaceae
Source: the annotation of a GenBank genome assembly
AUGUGGAGCUUUGCAUCAAAUGCCAUAGCUGGAAGCUUAAAGAAAAAGGCACAACCCUCAAAAUGCAGCAUAGCCAAUCCAGAUUGUUCUGAUGAUGAAGUUUUUUCAUGUACAAGCAGAGAGGAAGGCCUUGAUUGUCCAAUAUGCUGGGAAUCCUUCAACCUUGUGGAGAAUGUUCCCUAUGUCUUGUGGUGUGGCCACACAAUGUGCAAAAACUGCAUCCUUGGUCUUCACUGGGCAGUUGUCAAGUUUCCGUCCCUUCCUAUCCAGCUGCCUUUGUUCAUCUCAUGCCCCUGGUGCAACCUGUUGUCUUUCCGUCUGGUUUACAAGGGCAACCUCAGGUUCCCACGCAAGAACUACUUUCUGCUCUGGAUGGUCGAUAGCAUGAACGGUGAGAGAGCAAAAUUCCAUUCCACUAAUCACGACGAGCAUCAUUCCUCAUGGCAUUCUAGUGCUGGCACAAGUUCCAGUCAUCAACACCGAAGAAAUGCUACUGUACGAUCAGAGAGCUCUUCUGCCAGAGAUACAAGCGUCGUCCAUAACAUUUUCCACACUGACAACAUUAGUGCUUCUCUGCAAAAGCUUAUGGUGUGCUUCAUGCAGCUGACAGCCAAGUUUCCGCUCGUGAUAAUCUUCCUGCUGAUAGUCCUUUAUGCUGUCCCUGCAAGUGCUGCUGUUCUGGUCCUGUAUGCCCUUAUCACGUUUUUGUUUGCACUGCCCUCAUUUUUUAUCCUCUACUUUGCUUAUCCCAGCUUGGAUUGGCUUGUCAGAGAGAUCUUCGCUUAA